Messenger RNA from Tinamus guttatus (white-throated tinamou), 1733 nucleotides. The record is from RefSeq and is a predicted model, not a curated record. Lineage: Eukaryota; Metazoa; Chordata; Aves; Tinamiformes; Tinamidae.
CGGCCGCCUUCGCCGCCCUGCCCGUGUUCCCGCUCUUCGACCUCGCCUACUACAUCGUCUCCGUGCUCUACCUCAAGUACGAGCCAGGUUAUCUUAUGAAUGAAAGAGCUGUUCAGCUUGUGCAUGAAUUCUAGAGGGCACCUAGGUUGAAGCAAUGGAGAGAAUGGAGCUGUGGAGAUGUCUCGUAGAAGCCCUUUCGCCUCUUGGCUUUGUGCUAUGCUCCACUGCUUUGGAAGCUACAUCCUUGCUGACCUGCUGCUUGGAGAAUCCCCUCUUCAUUAUUUCAGCAAUCACUCCAGCGUUGUCCUGGCCACGGCAGUCUGGUACCUGAUAUUCUUCUGUCCCAUGAACCUCUUCUACAAGUGUGUGAGCUUCCUGCCGAUGAAGCUCGUCUUCGUGGCCAUGAAGGAGGUGGUGAGAGUCCGCAAAAUCGCGGCGGGCGUCCACCACGCGCACCACCACGGCUGGCUCGUCAUGAUGGCCACGGGCUGGGUCAAAGGUUCUGGUGUUGCUUUGAUGUCCAACUUCGAGCAACUCUUGCGUGGGGUCUGGAAGCCAGAAACAAAUGAAAUUCUUCAUAUGUCCUUCCCUACAAAGGCUAGUCUCUAUGGCACACUCCUCUUCACUCUGCAGCAAACUCACUGGCUCCCCAUCUCUGAAGCCAACCUUAUCUUCUUUUUUACCAUGUUCAUGAUAGUUUGCAAGGUUUUCAUGACAGCGACUCACUCUCAUGCCUCACCUUUUGCUCCUAUUGAAGACUUCAUCUGCCCAGUUUUCUUUGGCUCUGUUGCUAGUGGACACGCUAGUCACCAUCAUGACCACCACGGGGCUUCCCAUGACGUUUCCCAUCCGCCGCCGCCUCCUGCAAAGUCUAAAGAGGAGCUAAAUGAAGGCACAAGGAAAAGGAAAGCAAAAAAAGCCGAGUAAAAGAAACAACUGCACAGUAAAUAGGCCAAGAAAAUUCUUCCAGAGCUGCAUCUCAAAGAUACCUGUGACCUCAUUUAUCCUCCAGUCCUUUUCUCUGAGACUUCAGGGAAGAUUUGGAAGCCAGGACACUGCCAGGCAGGUCCCUGAAUUACAUCUGUGCUCUUUGCUGCUUCUUGCUACUCGGUCUGUCUCUAUUCUGUGCUUAUUUUAAGGGAUUUGUAGAUUUGUGCCAGGAUGAUACUUGGGUGCCAGAUCCCAAACUGUCAGCAAUUAUGAUGCAGCAUUUUCAACUGAUGUAAAACCUUUCAUUGUAUUAAUUUCUGAAUGGAGAUAGUGGUUUGUGCUCCUGCAGCUCAGUAGAUUCCUUUGAGUUUUCAAUGACCUUCUUGAUGUCUGCCAAAACAGCAAACUGUUUAGGACACAAUUCACGUGUCUAAAUGGGAUUUUCAUACUCAAGGAAAUUAAAUGAUCUCAUAUGAACCUGAUCUAAUUUUCUUAGCUCCCACGUCUGCAGUAUCUCCAGUUAAUGUGACAUUUUAUAUGCGGUAAGGACAUCAACUGGUGUCCGGGCCAAAUUCCACUUUGGGUAAUUGCCUUCUUCUCAUCUAAAUUCUCCCUGAUUCUUAAUGGAUACAACAUUAUCUAUUUCUUAGCUAAAUCUUUGUUUGCAAGGGCUUUGAAGCUGCAAAAUGCUCUCAGUGGUAUGUAUUGUUAUUCCAAACUGUUGUGUAGUGUUGCUGCACGUUGUUAGCAAUUGUGUCCCACCUCAAAACUCAUUGUAUUUAUCUGAGGAAGAAGCCAGGUUC